Aspergillus melleus is the source of this 1239-nucleotide messenger RNA. RefSeq names its product metallophosphoesterase family protein. The record is from RefSeq and is a predicted model, not a curated record. The transcript has 4 exons. Bases 1 to 1239 code for a protein of 412 amino acids. Gene Ontology annotation, cellular component: cytoplasm. Gene Ontology annotation, molecular function: hydrolase activity, acting on ester bonds. Lineage: Eukaryota; Fungi; Ascomycota; Eurotiomycetes; Eurotiales; Aspergillaceae.
AUGGAGCAGGUAGAUGGUAAAGGUCGCCUACAGGCCGCGCUGCAGCCAGAAACUGGACUUUUGGACAGUCCAUUACUGCGGUUUGAAAGCGAUGGAACAUUUCGAAUCACAGUAUUUUCGGACCUCCAUUAUGGAGAAGCCCCAAAUGGCGUCGGCCCACUCAAAGACGCACGAACAGCCGAUGUCGUACGCAAAGUCCUUCAAGCUGACCAGGCCCAACUGGUGGUGCUGAACGGAGACCUCAUCACCGGAGAUGGCACGAAUCCCGAAAACUCAACAAAUUACUUAGACCAUGUGGUUGCUCCAAUCGUGGAUGCAAAUAUACCUUGGGCGUCGACGUACGGGAACCACGAUAACCAGCCCAGUCUUCUGACAGACAACAUGUUUGACCGAGAGAAGACGUACCCGAACAGUCUGACCAAAAAGAUGGUGCAAGGCAAUUCAUUCGAAACCGGUGUCACUAAUUAUUUUCUACCUGUGCAUCCAUCCGAUGAAUCUCGAGAUGUCCCUGAACUUAUUUUGUGGUUCUUUGAUAGUAGAGGGGGGUAUAGGUAUGGGCAUGGGCCAGUUGAGAAGCGACCAGAUUGGGUCCACGAGAAGGUGGUCAAAUGGUUUGAAGAAACUAAUGUUCACCUCCGAGAGGAAUACGGCAAGGCUAUCCCAUCGCUGGCAUUCUUUCAUAUCCCUGUGAACUCGACACGAAAGUUCCAGAAUAGCCAUGGUGUUGAUCCUAGCAAAGAGCCCGGAAUCAACGGCGAGCCUGUCAUUUCGCAGGGAUAUCAGUACGAUGAGUAUUCUCAGGAAUGGGAUCUACCAUUCAUGCGGGCAUUAUCGAACACCGAAGGUCUUCUCGCAACUUUCAGCGGCCAUGACCACGAUAAUGACUGGUGCUUCAAAUGGACCGACACCAUCUCAGACACCACCCUUCCUGGCAAUGGCCUCAACCUAUGCUAUGGACGCCAUACUGGAUACGGUAGCUACGGCAAUCUGGCACGAGGAGGGCGACAUAUAUACCUGAAGAAGGAUUCUUUACAAGAUGAGGUUAUAACCUGGAUUCGACUGGAGAACGGACUAGUCACGGAGAAUGUAACUCUCAAUGCGACAUAUGGGCAAGACGAGUAUCAUCCACGUAAUCUGCUACAAGCAAGAGAUACAGUCUUCGAGAAUAUGGGCAGUGGGACCGUUCCCGGUAUAGGGUUCUUUGCACUAUUUGUUCUUCUGACAGCUUAUUUUAUCUGA